AUGGCCGAUACCAAGACCACCACCCCUGAUACCGUUUCCAUCAAGGAUUCCGUUUUGCUUGAUACACAACCAUCCAAGGCAUCAUCCGUUACCAUCACAACAGCUGAGAUAAAAGAUCCACGGCUCAAGGAUGAGAUGUAUGAUAGCAAGCUGGAGUGGACAGAAAAAGAAGAGAACGAGGUGCGGCGGAUAUUGGAUAUUCGUCUAAUGCCGUUCAUCUUACUCAUGUCGUUCGUGCUCAAUAUGGAUCGCACCAAUAUAUCAAACGCUAUUUCCGAUAACCUUGCAGAAGAUCUUGGCUUUAACAAUGAUGGCGUCAAUCUCAGUAUUCUUGUUUAUUCUAUCAUCUUCACCAUUUUCACCUUGCCUUCCAAUCCAAUUGCCAAAAGAAUCGGCGCUCAUUUAUGGAUCCCCAUUCUUAUGAAUUCAUGGGCUAUCGUCACUUGGGCACAUGCAUUGAUCCACGAUUUUGAUGCAUUCAUGGCUGUACGUGUUUUGAUUGCUGUCACUGAAGCUGGAUUCAUCCCUGCAUGCCUCACCUACUUAACGGGAUGGUACAAGACCAAGGAACUCGCCACACGACUUGCCUACUUUUGGGGUAUCCAAUCCUUUGCAUCUGCAUUUUCCGGAUUAAUCUCCUUUGGCGUGUUUCGGAUGGCAGGUAUUGGUGGUCUUGAGGGCUGGAAAUGGUUGUUCCUGCUGGACGGGAUCUUGACCCAUAUUGUUGGUGUUAUUGCCUUUUGGUAUCUUCCAGCCAAGGCAGGAAAGACACGAGGAUGGUUUACUGAAAGACAAGCUAAGAUUGCAGCAACACGUGUUAUUCGUGAUGAUCUUAGCAAAACGGAUCAACACGCACCCAUCACUUGGGAUGAUGUCAAGGAAGCGCUUUUGGAUACCAAGAUCUGGACUCAUUUAAUCACCACAUUCAUUGCAAUGAUGCCUGGUACACCAAUCUCUACGUAUUUACCAAGCAUUAUCCGUGAUGGUGGAUUUUCCGUUACUACAGCCAACUUGUUGACCAUCCCAUCGCACAUUAUUGGUCUUAUAUUCUCAAUCAUUAUUGCAGCAAGCUCGGAUCGCUAUGGUGAAGUAUGCGUUCACGCCCUUAUUGGUGUUGUUUGGCAAGCAGCUGGUUAUGCAGCCUUAUGGGGAAUGCCAGUGGAUGCGAGUCGUUGGAGCAAGUUUGCAGCAGCCACUGUUACAGCAGCAGCACCUAGUUGGCACGGCAUGCACAUUGCCUACAUGUCAGCCAAUUUGUCACCCGCUGGUAAACGUGCACUCGCACUUGGUGCCAUUAUUGGUUCAGCCAACAUUUGUGGCGUACCUGGGUCACAAAUCUAUAGCGCAUCGGAUGCUCCAAGGUAUCUACGUGGCAACAUGAUUUGCGUCGUUCUCAACAUUGUGGCUGCUUUCCUCUUUUUGUUUCAACGAUUCCGAUACGAUCUCACAAAUCGAUGGCGCAACCGCAAGUGGAACAACAUGUCGGAGGAACAAAAAUUGCAUUACCUCAAGACCACAAAGCACAAGGGAAGCAAUCGUCUCGAUUACCGAUUCAGAAUUUAG
Lichtheimia ornata is the source of this 1563-nucleotide messenger RNA. RefSeq lists its product as uncharacterized. NCBI's taxonomy places the organism in Eukaryota, Fungi, Mucoromycota, Mucoromycetes, Mucorales, Lichtheimiaceae. Bases 1 to 1563 code for a protein of 520 amino acids. The record is from RefSeq and is a predicted model, not a curated record. Gene Ontology annotation, molecular function: transmembrane transporter activity. Gene Ontology annotation, cellular component: membrane. Gene Ontology annotation, biological process: transmembrane transport. The transcript is spliced from 6 exons.